Pochonia chlamydosporia 170 is the source of this 201-nucleotide messenger RNA. RefSeq lists its product as hypothetical. The record is from RefSeq and is a predicted model, not a curated record. The transcript has a single exon. The coding region runs from base 1 to 201 and encodes 66 amino acids. Lineage: Eukaryota; Fungi; Ascomycota; Sordariomycetes; Hypocreales; Clavicipitaceae.
AUGCAGCGAACCAACAGUGAACCAAACCCUUGUUCACAUCUGACAAUGAAUUGGCCACUACUCCUCUAUAUACUUGGCAGUCCUUCAAUAUCUGCCUCGCUAAUGCCAAUCAAUGUAGCUGCUAUUUCUGCUGCCACCACUGUCCAUGCUUCCUGUCGUCCACGUCGACAUCAUCCUUUUACUGUGGACAGAAGUGGCUAA